Lagopus muta (rock ptarmigan) is the source of this 2592-nucleotide messenger RNA. It is a transcript of the gene TBX5, whose product is annotated as T-box transcription factor 5. Gene Ontology annotation, biological process: positive regulation of DNA-templated transcription; cell fate specification; pattern specification process. The transcript is spliced from 11 exons. Gene Ontology annotation, molecular function: RNA polymerase II cis-regulatory region sequence-specific DNA binding; DNA-binding transcription factor activity, RNA polymerase II-specific. Bases 526 to 2139 code for a protein of 537 amino acids. Lineage: Eukaryota; Metazoa; Chordata; Aves; Galliformes; Phasianidae. The record is from RefSeq and is a predicted model, not a curated record. Gene Ontology annotation, cellular component: nucleus.
GGUGACGUCUCCGUGUCCUAUAGGAGCAAAGCUCGUGAGAUAGCAGCUAUCGCCUUGAACUCUCUUUAUUUUAUUGGAGUAUGGCUGGUAAUAAACAGUAAUAUUUAAUUUGUCUGAGACCACAAAUCGGCUUCUAGCUGGAAGGCUCCCUCGUCUUGACAUUACAGUCCUAGGGAGCCUGGGCUCGCGCUCCUUUUCCCAGCUUUUUUUUUUUUUUUUUUUUUUUUUUUUUUUUUCCUUCUUCUUCACCCCCCAACCUGCGGACGGAAAUAAAUUCGAUUUAUUUGCAUCGUUUUCAACUUGUCUUCGAGGUGUUUGCGAGCCUCUUUGGCGCUGCGGAGGCUGCAGAAUGCCACAGGAAGGCUGUUUACCCUGCGCUGACCUAUUCAACUUUACCCUCAAAAUAAUACAUUAAAAAGAGAGCGAGAAGAGAGAGGAGGAAGACGCAGAUAAAGCCACGUCCCCGCUCCUCGCUGACGGGGGAAAAUAUACACAUAUAUAUACAUAUGGAGAUGCAUUGAUUGCAUGGAAUUCAACAAGCAAGUGGGGGAUUCGGCGAAGGAAGCUCGUAACAUGGCGGACACCGAGGAAGGCUUCGGGCUCCCGAGCACGCCGGCUGACUCGGAGGGCAAGGAGCUGCAGGCUGAGGCCAAGCAGGACCCCCAGCUGGGGACCACCAGCAAGGCCCCCACCUCUCCGCAGGCAGCCUUCACCCAGCAGGGCAUGGAGGGGAUCAAAGUGUUUUUGCACGAGCGGGAGCUGUGGCUGAAAUUUCACGAGGUGGGGACGGAGAUGAUCAUAACAAAGGCUGGAAGGCGUAUGUUUCCCAGUUACAAAGUGAAGGUCACUGGACUCAAUCCAAAAACGAAGUACAUACUGUUGAUGGAUAUUGUACCAGCGGAUGACCACAGAUACAAAUUUGCAGAUAAUAAAUGGUCCGUGACCGGGAAGGCAGAGCCGGCCAUGCCCGGCCGCCUCUACGUGCACCCCGACUCCCCCGCUACCGGAGCCCAUUGGAUGAGGCAGUUGGUUUCCUUCCAGAAGCUGAAGCUCACCAACAACCACCUCGAUCCCUUCGGACAUAUCAUCCUGAACUCCAUGCACAAGUACCAGCCCCGGCUCCACAUCGUGAAGGCAGAUGAGAACAAUGGCUUCGGCUCCAAGAACACAGCCUUCUGCACCCAUGUCUUCCCAGAGACCGCCUUCAUCGCUGUUACAUCCUACCAAAACCACAAGAUCACUCAGCUGAAGAUUGAGAACAACCCCUUUGCAAAAGGUUUCCGCGGCAGUGAUGACAUGGAGCUCCACAGGAUGUCCAGGAUGCAGAGUAAAGAGUACCCAGUUGUUCCCAGGAGCACAGUGAGACAGAAAGUGUCCUCCAAUCACAGCCCCUUCAGUGGUGAGACCAGGGUCCUUUCCACCUCCUCCAACCUGGGCUCCCAGUACCAGUGUGAGAACGGGGUGUCAAGCACCUCCCAGGACCUGCUGCCACCUGCCAACCCCUACCCAAUCUCCCAGGAGCACAGCCAGAUCUACCACUGCACCAAGAGAAAAGAUGAGGAAUGUUCCACCACCGAGCAUCCCUACAAGAAGCCCUACAUGGAAACUUCACCGGCGGAAGAGGAUCCUUUCUACAGGUCCAGUUACCCCCAGCAACAGGGACUGAACACUUCGUACAGGACUGAAUCAGCCCAGCGCCAGGCAUGUAUGUACGCCAGCUCUGCUCCCCCCACGGACCCCGUGCCCAGCCUGGAAGACAUCAGCUGUAACACGUGGCCCAGCGUGCCAUCCUACAGCAGUUGCACAGUGUCUGCCAUGCAACCCAUGGACAGGUUACCCUACCAGCAUUUCUCUGCCCACUUCACCUCAGGGCCUCUGAUGCCCCGGCUCAGCAGCGUGGCCAACCACACGUCCCCCCAGAUAGGAGACACCCAUAGCAUGUUCCAGCACCAGACCUCGGUUUCUCACCAGCCCAUCGUGCGGCAGUGCGGACCUCAGACCGGCAUCCAGUCUCCCCCCAGCAGCUUGCAGCCUGCAGAGUUCCUCUAUUCCCACGGUGUGCCUCGAACCCUCUCGCCCCACCAGUACCACUCGGUGCACGGCGUGGGCAUGGUGCCAGAGUGGAGCGAGAACAGCUAACGAGGCAGUCGAAGGAAAUGGGAAAAAAAAUAAAAUAAAAUAAAAUAAGAUAAAAUAAAAUAAAAUAAAUAAAAAAGUGGAGGGGAAAAUAAAAAAAUAAAAAAAAAGGGAAAAAAAAUCCAACACACCAUCGUUAACAAAAAUGAGAGCGUUUUGCAAGACUGCUUUAAGCGAAUGUUCACCACCAGCACUCGAGAGGGACAGACGCUGACCGUGCCAACGGUUGGAAGCACACAUGGAGCACUCAUUGGCCAUGGCACGAUGUGCCCCCCCCGGUGCUUUGGUUCAGAAGGCAAACCCAGGGGAGUAGAGCGCUGACCCCACGUACCCCCAGUCCGUGUCUCUGCCACAGCCCUCCCCUGCCCGGCCCUCCCCUGCUCCUCUCCUUCCCAAAGGGACAUGUGACUCCUGCUGCCUUUCUCAACACGGCCAGAGUGCUGGGAUGAAAACAAC